UAUAAAAUAUUUCACAAAGAUAAAGUAAAUGUGAUUAACGUCACACAAUUUGAUAUUUUUAUAAGGGCUUGGUGGAGGAACCUCACUGCAUCUGCUGGUGACGUCAUGAAUCAACAAGAGAGUUCAAUGCGAUUUUUGAAGGCGUUCGAUCCGUUCGCCAUCUUGGAACCCGAAAAAGUCGCGCUUCCAACAAACCUAGGAACAAAACUGGAUAAUUUCGGUUCCCUAUUAACUGUUAAGAAAGACGCUGAUGUUGUAGACGUUUUUGACAAUUUAUUCGUAACGCCACAACAAGUUACGCGUCAAAGUACAAAUUUUGACAAAGAAUUAACAGAGUUUUUAGAUAAAUACGAAGAGGGAAAAGUUGGUAAACUUAUUGAUAUAUCUGACGCUACUGAAAAGCCUGAAAACUUUCUGGAUGAAGGUAUCAAGAUUUUGGAGCCUAAAUUAGACUUACUUGAUGAAGUAGAUGCUACUGGAAAGCCUAAAAACUUUCUGGAUCAAGGUAUUAAGAUUUUGGAGCCAAAAUUGCAUCUAUUUGAUGAAGUGGAUGAAGAUUCUAUCGAUGAAUUGAUUUUGAAUAAGAGUAUUGAAAGUAAUCGCUUGAAAGAAAUAUCAGUAAAAAAUUCUUUAGUGACUAAUGUCUCACAAAUUGAUUUUCCAGAGGUCAAACGUGAAAGUCUAAAUAACGAAGCAGGCGAAAUUAAAAUUACAAAUUCCAAAAUUGAAAUUACAACACCGGUAAAAUCUAAAAUAGAAACUCCUAAUAUAAUCAAAAAUGAACAAAUUCGUAUCAUAGAAGUUCCUAAAGUAUUUAAGGAGGAAAUUGGUCAAAUAUCUAAAAAUUCUUCAAAAUCCGCAACAGAAUUAUUUGAUAAAGUUGUCAUAGAAACAGUUUCUAAAGAUCCCAAAGUGUUUCGAAAGCAACGUAUAGUUAAACCUGAAAAAGAAAUCUUGAAAUACACGAAAGGCGCUGAUUUGAACGAGAAACGGAUUGUAUUACCACAAAUUAUGGAGCGCUUACGAAGAAGAAAGUUCAUAUACGAAACAAAGGAGAAUUUGCCGAAGAAACUCAUCCUCGACACGGGCAAAACAGUAACUUCAAAAGUUUAUGACAGUCCGAAAGAAAUGAGUCCUAGAGACAUUCGUCUGAAGAAAACUGAAGAGUAUUUCAAUAAACAACAAAUUGGUAGCUUAAGUGUGAAUUUACAGAGAGACGGGUUCCACUCGGGCCCCAGUACUUCUAAAACUAUUUGUGAGAAAUCUAAAACUGAUCUAUGUGCAUCCUGUUCAGAAAUAAAGAAAGUACCGGACUAUUCUACUAAACAAUUGGAACGAGAAAUAUUACUAGCAAUGAUUUCUAAGAAAAUUGAUGGAACGAGUCAAGAUACUUCAAAUAAUCAGAAUGUUUUAUCACCAAUUUUACUUAUGGAAGAUUGUAACAAACAACGAUUGACAGAAUUUAAAAAACGGCAAUUAUUUGAAAAUUUCAUACGUAACGGUAAAAUGUGAUUGGUUAAAAGUUUAAGUGGAGGCCACAUAAACUCCUAAGUGAAGACAAAAAAGAACUCAAAUAUAUUUUAACUAGCUUUUGCUCGCGGCUUCGCCCGCGUAAAGGAGUUUUCUGGAAUAAAAGUCCACUGUAUGAUAAAA
This is a messenger RNA of Manduca sexta (tobacco hornworm), 1653 nucleotides long. RefSeq lists its product as uncharacterized. The record is from RefSeq and is a predicted model, not a curated record. Lineage: Eukaryota; Metazoa; Arthropoda; Insecta; Lepidoptera; Sphingidae. The transcript is spliced from 2 exons. The coding region runs from base 106 to 1512 and encodes 468 amino acids.